Vespula pensylvanica (western yellowjacket) is the source of this 738-nucleotide messenger RNA. Its product is annotated as coiled-coil domain-containing protein 115-like. NCBI's taxonomy places the organism in Eukaryota, Metazoa, Arthropoda, Insecta, Hymenoptera, Vespidae. Gene Ontology annotation, cellular component: extrinsic component of endoplasmic reticulum membrane. Bases 126 to 620 code for a protein of 164 amino acids. Gene Ontology annotation, biological process: vacuolar proton-transporting V-type ATPase complex assembly. The transcript has a single exon. The record is from RefSeq and is a predicted model, not a curated record.
UAUUGCAUUAAUUAUACAUAUAUACAUAAAACAUAUUUAAAGAUUAUAAAGAUUAAGAGAAAGAAUAAACAUUUAUAGAUAAUUGAUACAUACAUACAUAUAUAUAUAUAUAUAUAUUCAACAAAAUGCAGAAAAAUAUAGAUGACAUAUGCAAUGCUAUUGAUAAACUUUUUUUACGUAACUUGGAACUAAUUGAAGAAAAGAUUUCUACAAAUGUUCAAAUGGAAUUGCUACUUCGUUCAGGAUAUAUAGAAUUGGCUAAAGCAAGAUAUAUCUCGGGUAAAGAGAAUGUUAGUAUCCUACAAAUACCUGUUAAUAAGGAGAAUAUAUCAUCUUUAUUUAAAUUGGAAUCUAAGUUUAUAAAAGAAUCUGAGGACACAAUAUCUUCUUUUGACAUUAGUCUAAAGGAAGAAAAUGAAUUUGGAGAAGAUAUUCAAAAUCCUAUAAAAUGGUUUGGUGUACUAGUUCCACAAAAUUUAAGAACUGCUCAAAAACGUUUCCAAGAAUCAGUGUACCUUGCUACAAAAAUAGCAAACAUACAUUGUGAAUUGGAUUCUAUUGCAAAUAAAUUAAAAGCUUUAUAUCUUUUGAAAAAUGCAUUUUGUAAACAAUCAGAAUAGUUCUGCUGAAAAUACAUGAAUGCAUUGUUUGAUAGUAUGUUUUAAUCAUAAUUUUAUUAAUAUACAAUUUAUUUUAUAUUAAUAUUUUAUAAUAAUAUUAACAAUGUAACUUUAAAAA